AUGGCUCAAAUGUUGAGCUUCAUGAAGGACAUUAAGGAUGAACAGGAAAGAGCUAGGGAAGCUCGGAAUCGGUAUGAGGAGACGCCAAACAAUGGCAAUCCACUGUUAGGAUAUGUUCGAGGCUUUGACCCUCAUAAGUCAAACACCCAUUCAUCAAAGAGGGUUACCAAAACCCAUGAAGAGGGAGAAGCCUCCCAUGAAGGAUUUAUUCCCGCCACUCAGAAAGAGGGGGCGCCUCGCACUGUUCGCAUCCCUGCUAACAAUCCACCCAAGGAUGAGGAUUAUGUAGAUUUACAAUAUGGGGAAGUGGACGAACCAAAUCAGGAGUCCCAACAUAAGCAAACCCAAGCUGAUUCUGAGGAAAGUGCUAGAAAUAGUGGACAAAUCAAGGCGCUGGAAGAAAGGUUGAAGGCAGUAGAAGGAUAUGAUACAAACCCUAUGCCUCGCCAUGAUGGCACAGUCAAUGCAAUAGAAGUAGUCACCGAGCAAGAGUUUGUUCAACAACGGAGCUCCCCCAUAGAUGCCCUUAAGAGGUAUCUAUAUGCAAAGGGGUUCAUCCUCGAACAUAACGAAGCCUUUAAGAUAACCCUGCAAAGACUUGUGAAUCAAGGGGUAGUUCAAUUUAAGGAAUAUCCUGAGGAAGAAUAUGUGGCCAUGCUAGACAGGAAUGAACCAUUGAUGAUACCUAGGCAAGGGGCAAGGAAGACAUUGAUCAUCCCUUGCGCCAAAGCACCGUUGCUGAUACCCACACAAGCACACACCAGAAUCAUCCCGGUCAGAGACCCAUACCCUAUGGACAAAAUGAAAGCAGUCCCUUGGGAAUAUGAGUCCAAUGCUAAUACCGACGUGACAAACAUCGUUGGGCCUGGGGGCAUGACCCGUAGCGGUCGCAUAUUCAAUACUGCAAAACCAAAUGAGAACCUGGCACAAGCAAGUGAUCAAACUACUGUGGUCCCUACUGAAAAAAGCACAUCCAAAGACAAAGAAACCACUAACAAAGAUGCUCAAGAGUUCUUGGCGUUGAUUAAGAAAAGUGAUUAUAAGGUAGUGGACCAGUUGCACCAAACUCCAUCCAGGAUAUCACUCCUCUCGCUGUUAAUACAUUCAGAAAAACAUCGAGACACCCUGAUGAAAAUCUUGAGCGCUGCCCACGUAACUAAGGACAUCACUGAAAACCAAUUCGAUGGAAUGGUGGCUAAUCUCACUGCUGGGGCAAGCCUAAGCUUUAGUGAUUAUGAGCUACCCCCACAAGGGAAAGAGCAUAACAAAGCCUUGCAUAUCUCUAUACAAUGCGGGAAAGCCCAUCUAUCUAGGGUUCUGAUCGACACAGGUUCGUCAUUAAAUGUGAUGCCAAAGGCCACCUUAGACAAGAUAGAUUUGGAAGGACUGGUAAUAAGACCAAGCCGUUUGGUGGUCAAAGCCUUCGAUGGGUCGCAAAGCCCGGUGUUUGGAGAAGUGGACCUCCCUGUGGUAAUAGGCCCCCGCACGUUUUGCAUCAAUUUCCAAGUGAUGGAGAUUGAACCUGCCUAUACAUGUUUAUUGGGACGUCCUUGGAUCCAUGCCGUUGGGGCAGUUACCUCUACUCUGCAUCAAAAGGUAAAAUUUGUGGAUGGAAACUCUAUAGUAGCCGUCAAUGGGGAGGAGGACAUAUUUGUCAGCAAUCUGGACUCAUACCGAUACAUUGAGGCUGGAGAAAAAGCAUUAGAGACUUCAUUCCAAGCGCUAGAGAUUGCCACUGCUGUCACGCUACCAAUUGAGAGAAUGCGAAGGGCGGUGACAUCCUGGAGAGACCUGCAAGACACAAAGAUGGAAGGCUGGGGCAAAGUUCCAGAAGUGCAAGAGAAAAGAGAUCGUCUGGGGUUAGGAUACCAACCAACAAAGAAGGCUGCACAGGAAGAGCAACGAUUCCCUCCGAUCGCACAAACUUUUGUACAGGUAGAUAUGAGCAUGUAUCCAUGA
This is a messenger RNA of Vicia villosa (hairy vetch), 1959 nucleotides long. RefSeq lists its product as uncharacterized. The transcript is spliced from 2 exons. Bases 1 to 1959 code for a protein of 652 amino acids. NCBI's taxonomy places the organism in Eukaryota, Viridiplantae, Streptophyta, Magnoliopsida, Fabales, Fabaceae. Gene Ontology annotation, molecular function: aspartic-type endopeptidase activity. Gene Ontology annotation, biological process: proteolysis. The record is from RefSeq and is a predicted model, not a curated record.